Penicillium salamii is the source of this 2697-nucleotide messenger RNA. NCBI's taxonomy places the organism in Eukaryota, Fungi, Ascomycota, Eurotiomycetes, Eurotiales, Aspergillaceae. The record is from the annotation of a GenBank genome assembly.
AUGAAACGAAGUGCAGAUGCUAGUCUCUCCGGGGGAUCCCCAAGGCGUCAACUUCGACAAGACCCGGUCUCAUGUGAAUCAUGUCGGAGGAAAAAGCUCAAGUGCGACAGGAAUCUACCAUGCAGCAGUUGCUCUGUCCGGAAACUAGACUGCAGCUAUGGGGCAUACCGUGGUGGUGCCAGGGCCUCCCUACAGCCCAGUCAAACUGAACAGAGACCGGCGGGUACCGUUCCCCGUGAUUCGUCGUUGAAUCCGCGAGGUAUGGGGACGCAGAUCCGGGGCGGCAACGAGUCUACACAGACAGUAGACUGGCUGGAGAAUAUUGUUAUGGGGCCUCGGGUCCCCAGUGCUGUCCCGGCUACCUUGAGGGCAGAGCUGUCCCAUCGAGACAGCGAGAAUUCACCAUCGCAGUAUCUUUCCCCUCUUGAAGAAUCGAGAAUUCUGAGGCAAGACGUUUUCUCUCAGGAGCACCCUGCAACUAUUCAUCUGGGAUCCAGCCUACCACCCCAUGCAGAAGCGUUACGCGUAUUUCGAUACUAUUGCAUGUAUCUCGACUUUCAGUAUCAUCUGAUAAUACCAGCCCAGGUGGAACAACAUAUUGAAGAUAUCUACAGAAACGAUGCACGGCGCCUACCGAUGAAUCUCGCCCAUGUUGCUUUGCUGUUCAGCAUCCUUGCUUCCGCACUAUAUUAUGAACAUUUAGAGGAUGGAUCGGGGCACGCUGAAAAAGUCAGUCGGGAGACAACAUUCCUAGCAGGUGCAGCAUUGAUACAAGGGAAUUAUCUUUCCUAUCCUACCAUCGAAGGGCUUCAAGCAACUAUGAUAAUCGGCCACCAGUUGUCGAACAUGAAUCUACCUCCAUCAGUCAGUUCAUUGUUCUUGCAUCGGUCAUCUGUGAAUCAGGCUAUUAGCAUGAGGCUUCAUCUCAUCGACUCUCCUCAGCUUGUGAACGAGCGUAGGUCAGUCCAAUCUGACGAACCGGAUGUUGAACUCAAACGUCGGCUGUGGUGGGACUUGGCCGCAUACGACUGGCUGAUAGGAUUCCUGAGCGGACCUCAAGAAUGGACCUACUCAAUUCAGCCUCAGCAUAUGGUCGUCAACGAGCCACUGAACAUUGAAGACGAAGAUAUUGGCAGAGUUGGCCAAGGUCAACCCAUGUCUACCCCCACAGUAAUGUCAUACAGCCUCUGUCGAAUGAAAUUAGCUAUCGUGUGCCGUCAAGUUGUAGACGGCACCUCGCAAUAUCAUCUGCGCGGUCAAGAAGUACCAUACGACAUAACACUCGCCCUUGACCGUGAACUCCAAAAAAUUUUGUCGGAAAUUCCAUCUUACUUCCGCUUCGAUCAGGACUCGCAACGUGAAUAUUCUCAGCUCUAUCAGGACAGACCUACCUUCGCCUGGCAAAGAGCCAUGGUGCAACAAGGGUAUCAUUCUCGAUUUUGUCGCCUGCACCGUGGCUAUUUCGUGCGAGGGGCGAAGGAUCCCAAAUACUCCUACUCGCAUGUGGUAUCCCUUCAAUCGGCGCGCAAGGUUCUCGAAAUAAAGCGCAUCAUGGACGAGGAAGGGCCGGUCUUCACACCUCACAGUUCCGUGGUGUGGUCUAUCAUGCAUCAUGUUUUUAUGGCAGCUGCAAUCUUACUCAUCGACGUUUGUUUCAACUGGGACGAUAUACUAGCCGAGAAGCGAAGAUCAGAGGUCCUUGAUGCAUGCCGUAUGCUUGGUCAGGCUCAACAGUCGUCGCCCACUGCGCGCCAAGGAAUCAAUGCCAUGAUGGACAUUUUGCGAAAGCACUGGAGGCAUGAAAGACAUCCAGCCUCCCGUGGCCGGGAAAAUGAUCUGCUUACUUCGUCAGAUGUCUCUCAAUCCUCACGACAGAAUAUUCCGACGCCCGUUUCCAUCAGCGUUGCAAGUACUGCGCCUCAUCAAGCCCCAGAUCGCCCGUUGGCUCUAGAAUCGACAAAUCUUCCUUCUGAUCCGCCCCUGCUAGAGGACUUGUGGGCAGAAUUACUAAAUGACGGCGCCCACGCUGAGCUAGAUACACCAGACUGGACUGUUCUCUUAAACGAACUUACGAAUGUCACGCUACCGAGCGAUAACUCACCUCAAUGCAAUCAUCUAUUCAAUAUGUCCCCCAAGAAGAACGACCUCCCCUAUAUCCGCCGCUACAUCACGACCCACAACACCGAAGGCGAGGCAGUAUUUAUCUCCCAUGCACAAGUCCCCGACUACCUACCCUCCACACCAGCAGGGGACGAUGGCGAGAUAGCCCUGUUGUACGCUACCACCAGUGAUCCAGCCUCUACAGACGCCGAAGCAGAUGUCGCCAUGUACGACGAAUUCCUGCAUCAACCGCCGGGUAUCACAGUUGACGAAGGAACCAUCUUCCGGCUGAUUGAUCUGCGUCCAGGGAAGGCAAUGCCGAUGCAUCGAACGGUCAGCUUAGACUAUGGCGUCAUUAUCGAGGAGGAGGUCGAUCUGGUGCUGGACUCUGGUGCGUGUCGGCGGAUGCAUCGUGGAGAUGUCAGUGUGCAACGGGGUACGGCACACUCAUACCGCAAUCGCAGCCAUACAGAAUGGUGCCGUAUGUUGUUUGUCUUCUUGCCUAUGCAGAAGUUGAAGAUCCAGGGCAAGGAAUUGGAGGCGGAAGUGUACGAUGAAGGGUUUGAUGCAGAGAGCGAAAGCCCUGAGGCUGAUUAG